Molecule: messenger RNA, 963 nt
Organism: Microsporum canis CBS 113480
Lineage: Eukaryota; Fungi; Ascomycota; Eurotiomycetes; Onygenales; Arthrodermataceae
Product: transcriptional regulator
Exons: 2
Coding region: 1-963 (320 amino acids)
Molecular function (GO): hydrolase activity
Source: RefSeq, a predicted model, not a curated record
AUGAAUGUCUAUCGGCUUCGCAGCCUGCGCUCUUACCGAUCAGCUAUCUUGAAUCAGUUUACUAGACCUAAAAUCCUACGACACCGAACCAUGAGCACUUUGCCCAAACUCCCUCCAUCGUCAUGGGACAGCCACAUGCACAUUGUCAACCCAGAGAAAUACCCCCUUGCACCAGAUGCGGUAUACGUACCCCCUAUUCAUACGUUAUCCGACGCGAUGGCUUUCGAAUCUGCAGUUGGUAUCCGAAACAUUGUCUUGGUCCAGCCAUCUAUAUACGGGUUUGACAAUUCAUGUAUGCUUGAUGGACUGAAGGAGCUAGGCCCUAGCCAGGGUCGGGCGGUGGUCUCGUUAGAUCCAACCAACCCACCCCCUGAAGAUACCCUACGAUCAUGGCACCGAUGGGGCUCUACUGGCAGGGAAUUGAGUGCUGAAGAGCUGAAAGCGGUUAUGCACAAGUACGCAGAUAUAAUUCGCCCAUAUGGUUGGGUUUUGCAGCUAUAUAUCGCCCUCCAAUAUCUCCCGCUCCUGGUCGACAUUGUGCCAGGUUUAGGAGUCAAAGUGUGCCUUGACCAUUUUGGAAGCCCAAAUCUACCUGCUUCUGUUCCUACCUCUGGGACUGGCCAUUCAGCAGAUUUCGAUCCGUACUCCCUCCCUGGCUUUGCGGAAAUGAUCCAACUGUUAAAGGGUGGUCAUACAUAUGUUAAGAUAUCCGCUGCAUAUCGGCUUACUAGCAACCCUCAGUUCGACGGCUUGCGAGAGAUGUUCAUGGAGUAUAUGCGUGUGGCCCCUGGUCGGAUUGUGUUUGCUACAGACUGGCCGCAUACAAGAUUCGAUUCGGUGGACGUUGUCCCGUUCAUCAAAGCUUGUGUCGACUGGUGUGAUGGAGACCAGAGUAUGAUCCAGAAGUUAUUUCAACGUAAUUCUGAGGAGCUUUGGGAUGUCGAGGCUGUAAAUACGUCGUGA